CCUGUCAGGCAGACCUUAAUCUCAGCAAGAGUACAGUGUACCUCUUCAACAUGCUGCAGCAAUCAAAUAGUUAGAUUUAGAUUCAGGGUAUAAAUAGUUCAGAUUAUAGCUAUAUAUGUGGCAGUCGUACUGAAUAUGAGAUGUUAUUUAGUAAACCUGGAAGGCAACACUCAGGGAGCUCAAUGAUCCAACACACCGGUGCUUUCAGGAUUACAAUAGAAAUAUACUUGCUUGAACUGAAAACUGCAGGUGAGCGCAGGUAAACGCGUCUCAAGACUAACUAACCAUUCAGGUUACAUAUUAGUUUAUCAAAGUCCUUGCAUUAUUGUUAUAAUUAUCAGCAAUCCCUUGGCAACAACAACAUGCGCUACAUUGCGUAAUAUAGUUGGCAGUAACACACUAUUUGUAUGUUGUUGUUGUUAUAAACCUGCCGUAUCUUAUUUCUGAUAAACCCCCAACUGUCUAACAGUUAGUAUGAUUUUUGAUAGAUUUGGAAUAAUGUUUGAUAGAAGUCUGUUUUGACAGUCUCUGGUUUUGGAGGAUUUGUUUUCUCUUCUAUCAGGUCUAGUUCUAUGUGCGGCUGCCCCGUUGCCAUGGUGAAGAAUACUAAAACAACCGUUGAUACCGCAGCGUCAUCAGUCUGCGUGAACACAAUCCCCAACUGAUAAACAAGACGACUUAUUAAAGCUUCAGAUGUGUGAAGGACCUUCAUCCAUAUCUGGGCCAAUCCCCCCGGAUCCUUCUCUGUUUCCUCAGUACUACAAACGACCUGCUUCAGCACGUGGCCGUUUAGAGGGAAACCACAAUGGGACUUUGGCCCUGCUCUCAGGGCCGCUUCUUCCAGAUCCUGUGUUGUACCCUGGCUGCUACAGUGCUCGUACUCCAGCACAUCCUCCCCGUAUCGGCCCUAAUGCCACCCAUAUUCUAGAACGAGGACAGAGAGGGGUAGUGGGGGAACUACUCAAACUAGACGGUGUGUCUAUCACCCCUGUUCCCAAACAGAAACAGCGGGUCCAUGACUUUGGUAAAGAGAAUGUGCGUCGGCUCAGGGAGAUCCAGAGGCGCUGCAAAGAGCAGGAGUCAGAGAGAGCACAGUCUCGUCCGGUUCCAGUCAAAGCUCUUUGGACCUCCUCCAAAUACGAAAACGUCCCAUCCAAGGUGAUGGUCCAGCUACAGGUUUCUAGUCCAACUGCUAAACCACAGUGUCAAACCUUUCUGAAGGCCCACUCAACUGCCCCACCAAAACCGCGCUCCAAAACCUCUCCUGUAGCUUUGCAACGCCCGGCCUCCUGCAACUCCAUACAGGACCACAACUUUCAAUUACAGGUGCAAGGCCAGAUGAUAAAUUUCAUAAAACAUAAUGCCCAGUCUGCAGGAAAAACAGUGCUGCGUCGGUCCCAGUCAUUGACAAACUUUAGAGAUAAGCCUGUGCCCAUGGCAGUCAAGGGACAGGUUCCUCAGUAUCUUGAGGAAAGGAAGGAGCAGUGGCAUAAAGAGGAGGAGGAGAGAAGGAGGAACGCACCUGAUCCUACAGCCCCAGCUGGCCACACCCUGAUGCCUGAGAGUGAGAGACAGGAGACACUGAAGUCCCUCCAAGAGACCCAUCGCUCACUGGUGACUGAGCUGAUGUCACUCCCUCUCAAAGCUGACCAUCUGAGUGUUCGUUCACUUCGGGCUCAUCUUGAUUGUAGGCUUUCUGAAAUCGAGGAGGCCAUUAAAAUAUUCUCCAGGGACAAAGUUUAUGUAAAAAUAGAUUCCUAACAAGCGAGGCAGAGAAAGAAGAGGAGGAGGAGGAGAAGGAGGUGGAGGACGAGGAGGUCCUCUAAAUGUACUGCUUUAUUGAGAUUCAUUUUCAUUUUGUAGUUGCUUUAUGUAUCAUAAUGCUGAACCUUGUAAAAUAGAUGAUUAUUUUAAUGUUAGGAAAGUAUUUGCUUUUUGUAAAUUGAAAACUCUACUAACUGAACUAUUGAGGACACUGAUCAUCAGUUACUUAAAAAGCAAUAUACAUGCUACUGAAUAAUAUGCAUAUGUUUCUCUUGGGAGAAAAACAACCAGAUGGACUGUAAACUUAGCUCUUUAUGUAUCACCUGCUGAGAUGUUAUUUCUUUUGUCUUUGUGUAAAACUGUCUGGUGGUUUGGUAUAAUGAAUAAUGAAAAGUCAUUGUAUAUAUAUAUAUUUUUACAAUCUUGGCUAUUAAAGCGUAUAACGUCGUACAGUGUCAGUAUGUUGCAGACUGCUAAAGAAGUAUUUUUAUUCAUUACAAGUACUACUACUACUUGACAGUAUGUAACAGUCAAAUUCCAACAACAACAAUAACAUAUAAACAAGUUCAAAGAACAAAAAGGAGAUAUAACGUGCAAUGGAAUUAAUUAUGACAUUUAAAAAAUAA
This is a messenger RNA of Cottoperca gobio, 2390 nucleotides long. It is a transcript of the gene enkd1, whose product is annotated as enkurin domain containing 1. The transcript has 8 exons. Bases 694 to 1761 code for a protein of 355 amino acids. NCBI's taxonomy places the organism in Eukaryota, Metazoa, Chordata, Actinopteri, Perciformes, Bovichtidae. Gene Ontology annotation, cellular component: cytoplasmic microtubule. The record is from RefSeq and is a predicted model, not a curated record.